AUGUCCUUCCAUCCAUCUUCUUUUUUGGCUAGAAAUCUUAGAAUGAGAAGGAUUGUCUUCAGUGGCACUUUUAUCUUAUUCUGCCUCUUAGGUGUUUUCCCUUAUUUUUUCUGUCCUGUAUUUGGAGGUGUUGGAGGUGUGAUUUGUAGAUCAUGCAACCUCUCAAUCCCCUUCCAUGGAUGUCUUUUGGACUUUGGAACCUGCAGAACAAAACCUGGACAGUAUUGUAUAAAAGAGGUCCAUAUUAAAGGUGGAAUUCAAUGGUAUUCAGUUCAAGGCUGCACAGAGAGCCAAGACGAGUGCUUCAAGAGAAUCGUGACAACUUAUGAAAUUCACUCUACUCACUGCUGUCAUCGUCCUUUGUGCAAUUUCUGA
Molecule: messenger RNA, 375 nt
Organism: Balaenoptera ricei (Rice's whale)
Lineage: Eukaryota; Metazoa; Chordata; Mammalia; Artiodactyla; Balaenopteridae
Gene: C6H9orf57
Product: chromosome 6 C9orf57 homolog
Exons: 3
Coding region: 1-375 (124 amino acids)
Source: RefSeq, a predicted model, not a curated record